Messenger RNA from Mucor velutinosus, 1098 nucleotides. RefSeq lists its product as uncharacterized. Lineage: Eukaryota; Fungi; Mucoromycota; Mucoromycetes; Mucorales; Mucoraceae. Bases 1 to 1098 code for a protein of 365 amino acids. The transcript is spliced from 2 exons. The record is from RefSeq and is a predicted model, not a curated record.
AUGCCGCUUAUACUGACAACAACAAACCAUGAAAAUAUAAACAAUGCAAGUAGUAAUAGUCGUUUCACAUCGAGAUUUGAAUACUUUUCAGACUUUGAUGACAGUGAUUUCUCCAUUUUGGACUCUCGGUCGUUGAGGAGACGACAGAGAUUCAACCGACGAAUACUAUUACAGCCAUUACUGCAGCGACAUGCCAGUCAGUAUGAAGAAGAGCAAAACAGCCAAGAGGAGGAGGAGGAGGUGGAGGAGGAGGAGGAGGAGGAGGAGGAGGAGGAGGAGGAAGAAGAAGAAGAAGAAGAAGAAGAGGAAGAAGAAGAAGAAGAAGAGGAAGAUGAUGAUGAUGAUAGCUUCAUAAUUACUACUACCACCACCAACAGCAAUGAUACUAGUAAUAGCCAAGACCAAGAGGAUCAAGAUGACGAUACAGUUACAGGGUCAUUCUCAAGAUCACGGGUUGAUAUGUAUCGGCUUGCUAUCAGAACAAACAGUGAAAUUUUGGAAGAUUUGGCAGCCAUCAUUAGGAUACUUCGACAGAUUAAUGCAUUAUACCGUGUAUUCAACAGCAGUAGCAACAAUUUGGGCGGAUUCUUAAGAUUGAGGAGAGCAGGAAGAAGCCGAUUGUACAGCAGUGAUACAAGCGACGAAGAACAAGAGCAAGAGGAACAAGAACAAGAGCAAGAGGAGGAAGAGGCAAACAAAUUGCUAGAGGCAGGACUGGAGGAUUUGCAGGCCGUCUUGUCCACAGACAGUUCCAACAACAAGAAGCAAUCCACACUGGCAUUACUGGCAUUGAUCACAUUUCAAUACAGCCAUUGCUCAGACGACUACUUGAAACGCUAUUUGGAUCCCAAUGGCGAAUUCAACCCCACACUGGCCAUGUUCGCAGCAGCCACCUACGACGACGAUGACGACGAUCAAGACCUCAAGUCAUGUCGAGACAUUAUGCUGGCGGCAGAAGAGAUAUACGGUCCAGAUUGGCUCAAAGAGUUCCAUAAGGGCAAAGAAGGUGCAUUGCGCAAAAUGCUAGAGAAACUUACAUUUGUUGCCAAAAUUAGAUUGAAGGUGCGAGACUUGAAUAUUCCUCCAGUCAUACGUUGA